AAGAUCAUCACAUUUCAUUAACUGAUUUUUUUUUUUUUUCCUUGAAGAAAGAAAACGAAAAAGAAAAGGAGAUCAAGAUCGACCCAGAACUCGCGGCUCCUAUAUGCAUGAUUCAUUGAUUAUGUCUCGGCCGUGGAGAUCAUGACUGCAAGCUGGUGGAUCAGCUCUUCUCCAUGUAUUUUACCAGCAAAUUCAACGAAGGCUCUCGAUCUAUAUAUACACACACAUAUAUAUAGCUCAUCAGCUUCGGAAUCCUUCAUGUACAUAGUUAUAUAUUGCAUUCCGGCCCGGAAAUAGUGCACACCAAAUGGAAAGAACAGUCACAUGCAGUAGGUGCAAUAAACAGUAUUUAUUGCCCAAGCACUCGGGAAGUAGUAGUAUUCGUUGCAGAGAAUGCAUUAAUGCCGUUACAAGAAUAAGCACAUCGUCAAGUGGCUGCAGCUGCCUAGGAUGGCAUUUCAUACAGAAGAAUAAGCAGAAAUCAAGCAGUAAUGAUACAAGUACUGCAGCCAACCAAAGUUAUCCUUCUUCGCUUGAUAUUAAGCCAUCUCCUUCAGUUUCUUCUGCAGAGGCACCCCGCGGAUCAAGGCCGAAGCGAGCACUUCUUUGUGGGGUUACUCACCGGAAUAAGACAUACAGCCUCAGCGGAACUAUUAAUGAUGUGAGAAACAUGAAAAUUUUGUUGAUUCAACACUUCGGUUUUCCUCGGGAGUGUAUUCGCAUCCUCACAGAAGAAGAUGAAGGAAGUGAUUUUACUCCAACUAAGAAGAAUAUAGAAGACUCUUUAAAAUGGCUUGUGGAUGGUUCAGAGUCUGGAGAUUUACUGGUAUUCUACUACUCUGGACAUGGCUUACGACAACCUGAUUUCACAAACGAAGAGCUCGAUGGGUUUGAUGAAACCAUCUGUCCGGUUGACUUUAUGCAAGAGGGGAUGAUCCUUGAUAACGAGAUACAUUCCACCAUAGUUCGGCCGCUCAAGGAGGGUGUCACACUUCAUGCAAUUGUCGAUGCUUGUCAUAGUGGAACCGUUCUUGAUCUAGACUACAUAUACGACCUACAGAGGAAGGACUGGAAAAACAACAGACCUCCAUCAGAUUUAGCAGAUCACAAAAGUAAUACAAGCGGUGGAUUGGCAAUUUGUCUGAGUGCUUGUGGAGAUGAUCAGAUGACAUCCGAUACCAAUGCUUUCUCCAAAAAGGAAAUGAAUGGUGCAAUGACCUCUAUUUUGCUCCAAAUGGUUGAGAAGGAUUAUGAAAUAACAUACGAAGUUCUCCUCAACAAAAUGCACGACUUUAUUCAACAAGUUAAUAAUAAAAGCGUGAUCCUCAAUUCGAGGUUCUUACAGAGAAUUUUUCAUCGCAAAAAAUUAGAGGAUCCUCAGCUAUCAUCGUCUCAGAAAUUCGAGGUUUCCUUAAAGAAGUUUUUGCAGUAGAUCAUACAUGCAUGGGAGUUUGCCUUCGACAUUGCAACCGUCAAAUUAAACACAGUUAAGGAAUUAUAGCUGUACCUUUUGCCAGUUUUUGUACGUGUGCAGAAUGAGGAAUAUCAUCUAAAUAAUCAAAAUAAGCCGUUUAUAAUUAAUUACUACUCUACCUGGUGUGGAAUACUUCCUGGCCUGCACUCCAUACAUGUAAUAUUUGUUAUGGUUCUUCAAUAAAUCUUAAAUAUGCAACUUGAUUUUGUUCUAAUAAAUACGAUCCUUGACUCGUCGUUAUAUUUCCCAA
Molecule: messenger RNA, 1724 nt
Organism: Carya illinoinensis
Lineage: Eukaryota; Viridiplantae; Streptophyta; Magnoliopsida; Fagales; Juglandaceae
Product: metacaspase-1-like
Exons: 6
Coding region: 308-1432 (374 amino acids)
Biological process (GO): proteolysis
Molecular function (GO): cysteine-type endopeptidase activity
Source: RefSeq, a predicted model, not a curated record